AUGGCGACUGGUCGAACCGCGAACUGGUUGCAUGUCGAGUCUGCGAAGGCGGUUGUAGUCGUCUCGCCGGUCUCGGCUGGCCGAACCGGCGCUCCUCUGCCCUCGGACGGCCCAAAGUCGUCUCUUUUUAUACUCGACGACGAGGUCGAUGUCCGGUCAUGGCCUCUGCCUGACACAAGCCUCUUCUUCACGCAAACGUCCGACUUUUCUCAGCCUCCUUCGCGCCAUCCUGAGAAUGGCCAAGCCCAGUUCAGGCGAAGUUUUAUCUUCUCCCGCCUCCCUCCCGGCAACCGGUCUCCAGGCCGGUCCCACCCACCAAGAAAGUCUUUUCUGUGUUUUUUCUCUUUUCAUACCUCUCACGUUGCGACGAACACAGGCCAGCAGAAGCGGCCCCAUUGA
This is a messenger RNA of Protopolystoma xenopodis, 399 nucleotides long. Lineage: Eukaryota; Metazoa; Platyhelminthes; Monogenea; Polystomatidea; Polystomatidae. The record is from the annotation of a GenBank genome assembly.